Molecule: messenger RNA, 1907 nt
Organism: Onychostoma macrolepis
Lineage: Eukaryota; Metazoa; Chordata; Actinopteri; Cypriniformes; Cyprinidae
Gene: rxrbb
Product: retinoid x receptor, beta b
Exons: 11
Coding region: 192-1460 (422 amino acids)
Biological process (GO): positive regulation of transcription by RNA polymerase II; anatomical structure development; response to retinoic acid
Cellular component (GO): RNA polymerase II transcription regulator complex; nucleus
Molecular function (GO): retinoic acid-responsive element binding; nuclear receptor activity; nuclear steroid receptor activity
Source: RefSeq, a predicted model, not a curated record
UAGUGUCCACUAGGAGGCUUGACUAACAAGGUAUUUGUAUGGACGCAAACAUUUAUGGCGUAAACUGUAAAAUAUUGAUGAAACGAUGCUUUAAAGGACCACGAAUCGUUGCUGUCGGAGGAUUCUGCGUUUGAUGGUAGAUUAUCAACGAUCAACAGUCUCCUAUCUAUUGGCCAGUCUAGUGUGCAUCUAUGAACUCCAUACCGCCCUCCACUUCUGCCGUCAGUAGCCCUGUCAGCUCCGUAGAUUCGCCACUGUCAGCCGUCAGCUCGUCCAUCGGCUCUCCCGGCGUUCCCGGCACGCCAUCCGUCGGCUAUGGACCAAUCAGCAACUCUCAGAUAAACUCCUCAAUGUCUGUGUCUGGGUUACAUGCUGUCAGCAGCUCUGAUGAUGUGAAACCCCCUUUUGGCUUGAAGUCUGUCAGUGGCUCUGGGCCAAUGCUGUCCCAGAAACGCAUGUGCGCCAUUUGUGGGGACCGUUCCUCUGGGAAGCAUUAUGGCGUGUACAGCUGCGAAGGCUGUAAGGGUUUCUUCAAGCGCACAGUCAGGAAGGACCUGAGCUAUACCUGCAGGGACAACAAGGAGUGUCUGGUCGAUAAAAGACAGCGCAAUCGCUGCCAGUACUGCCGCUAUCAGAAGUGCCUGGCCAUGGGAAUGAAAAGAGAGGCUGUUCAGGAUGAGCGGCAGAAGAAUAAGGAACGGGAUGGAGACUAUGAAUGCAGCAGUUCAGCCAAUGAGGAGAUGCCUGUGGAAAAGAUCCUGGAGGCUGAGACAGCUGUAGAGCACAGAUCAGACUUGCACUCUGAUGCCACUGGUUCACCCAACGAUCCAGUCACUAACAUCUGCCAGGCUGCAGACAAACAGCUGUUCACUCUGGUGGAGUGGGCCAAGAGAAUCCCUCACUUCUCUGAGCUGCCCCUGGAUGACCAAGUCAUUCUGCUCAGGGCUGGAUGGAAUGAGCUCUUGAUCGCUGCCUUCUCUCAUCGCUCCAUCAGCGUGAAGGAUGAGAUUCUGUUGGCCACAGGUCUACAUGUGCCCAGAGACAGCACUCACAACUUGGGCGUGGAGGCCUUUUUUGACAGGGAAAGUGCACACAGUGCAGAAGUGGGAGCCUUAUUCGACAGGGUGCUGACUGAGCUGGUCUGUAAGAUGCGUGAUAUGCAAAUGGACAAAUCUGAACUUGGCUGUCUGCGUGCCAUAGUUCUGUUUAACCCAGAUGCCAAAGGUCUGACUAGCAGCAGUGAGGUGGAGCUUCUCAGAGAGAAAGUGUACGCAUCUCUGGAGGCCUAUUGCAAACAAAAAUACCCAGAUCAGCAGGGGAGGUUUGCCAAGCUCCUCCUCCGACUACCUGCGUUGCGUUCCAUUGGCCUUAAGUGUCUGGAGCACCUUUUCUUCUUUAAACUGAUUGGAGACACCCCCAUUGACACUUUCCUAAUGGAGAUGCUGGAGUCGCCCCACUAGCUGCGUCAGAGGAAGAAUGGGAGACAGGGUUUUUCUACCCUAGGUCCUGGAGAUAACUGUGACUGCACUUUUUCUUCCCAGGGGAAUUACAACGAUUGGUCAGCCUCUGGUCUGGGGGUAUUUUGUUUUAGUUCAGAUAUUACUUUUCUUUUUCUCUUGACUAUCUCUUAAGUGCACCAUAGAGUCUAGAGACCCAAAACUUGCCAUGAAAAAUUGUUGGUGCUACAUUUCAACAGUAAGCUAAUUCUUAUAUAUAUAUACAGUUGUGCUCAAAAUUAUUCAUACCCUUGGUAAAUAUGAUCAAAGAAGGCUGUGAAAAUAAAUUUUUAUUAUUAAUCAUUUUGAUCUUUAUUUUUAAAAUUAACAAAAAUCUAACCUUUCAUUGUAGAAUAAGAAUUUAAAAUGGGAGAGAAUUCUCAUUAUGAAAAAAAAAAAAAAAAAAUUUUU